AUGAAUAGAAACUGUGGUAGAAAGACCGAGUUUCAAGACGAGCACUACUGCGCCGGAAAUGUCACUGGGAAUUUCCGACGCGCUUGUUCACUGCGGCUGCGCGGUGAAAAAAUGGUGCAACGAUCCCCUUUAACAACUAGAAAAUAUAUUCCAAUAAUCACGGAAAAUACAAACCAGAAACAAAGAAAUGGUUCCCGUCUCCCGGAGCCGAGCUACCGCGCAAGGAGUCAAUCAUUUAACUCCACACAAAAACCGAAAAAAUCCUGUUUAAAAUUCCAAGAAACCUCGAUGGAUAGAAACCUCAGUAUGACAGACUCGGCCCAUACACCACCAGGGUCUCCAGAAGAUUUACCUGACGAUGAAUCUCUUCAUAGUUACGGCAGCGCAGCCACGGCCGCUUCUAUUGAUGCCGGAUACGCACCAUUCAACGGCACUACAUUUAGUGGUAGAUCCAUGCGUUACGUCUUACACUGUUCCUCACAUGCCGGCCUAGCUGGAGAAGAUUAUCUUACACCAACCCAGAGAGCUCAGAAACAGAUACGUCGACUGAAAACACUGUUAGCUCAGGCCAAGAAGGAUUUAGAAGAAAAGGAUAGUGAAAUAUUUCAACUUACUAAAGAAGUUGUUGAGCUCCGUCUCUACAAAGCUUCAAUAUUUUCUCCGGAUGAAAAGUCCAAUUCGAGUGAAAUUGUGACCGUCCGAGAAAAUAAUGAUGAAGCUUCCAUAGAAGAGGAGAGCAUAAAAUGUAAAAGUGCCCUUCGGUCAUUCGAUAUCACAGAUAGUCCUAUGUACAAAGAUCAAACACCGACAAGAUGCCGCAAUGAGAUGCAGGGCUCGUUUACUGAUUCCGGGCACUUUGAUGACCUUACCAAUUCUUCUUUACAUUCAAAAGAAUCUGUACACAUGUUGACCCAUGACGCCGCAUGCAUGACAGAGACAGUUGACAGUGAUGAAGAACGCCGGAACUUAAUAGCCUUCUAUGAAAAGAAAGUAGAAGAUAUAAUGAGAGCUCACGUUGGAGAAACACAAGAAAUUAAAAAAUCACACAACGACAAAGUAGAAGCAUUAUUACAAAAGCUAUCGGAUGUCAACACUAGGUAUUGUGAACUUUUACCGAACUAUGAGCAGGCUAAAGAGAGGAUACAUAUAUUAGAAAAACAGUUGGAAGAUGCAAGUAAACAAUUACAAGACGAAGAAAGCAGACACCGUUCUGUAUACUUACAAAUGUACAACAAGGGAAAAGAAGCUGCAAAGUUUGAACUAGAUAAAGAAAUUGAUCCCGAACCUAGUACUAGCCAGCUCAGUAGAGUCUCUGUCGAGGAACUAUUGGAACAACUGCAAAUAACACAGACUGAGCUUGAAAAUGUCAGAGAUUCGGCAUUCACAGAGGACAGAACGGCAAAGUCACAAGUACUUCUUAGUGCAAAGGAGGCUGUUUCUUUAUGGGUCCUAGGAGCUCGAAAGGCAAUGUAUCGACGUAUUGUGGAGUCCCAGAAAGGAAACAAGACCAUAAUUGAUCCGGAAGUGACCUUACAGUUCCUGAAAUCAGCGAUCUACUACUUCCUGACAGAUCCUGAAAACCAUCAAGGUCAUUUGAAUGCCAUCGAAAAUAUCCUCGGUUUCACCGAAGCUGAAAAGAAGAAUAUACGCAAAGCAAGAACGACGUAG
Messenger RNA from Danaus chrysippus (African queen), 1668 nucleotides. The record is from the annotation of a GenBank genome assembly. Lineage: Eukaryota; Metazoa; Arthropoda; Insecta; Lepidoptera; Nymphalidae.